ACAAAACGAAAAAUUCAACCGAAGCCGAGUUGUCUGGCGCUCUUGCCGAUGCCGUCCACCGCCGCCGCAAGCGAGCCCUCCCCGUCGCCCCCCCACGCCGUGACCACCCCCGACGGGUGGCACCCUCGCACAACGGAGCGCCGCCUGCUCCAUCUCCUGCAUCACUCCUCCCGCGCCCGGCGACGCCCGCUCGAGCUCCUCGCCUUCGCCGUCCGCCAUUGCCUGCAUUCCUCCCCGCCCUCCCCACACCACCAUUUCCUCGCCGCGCUCCUCCUCCUCUCCUCCCCUCCGCCUCCCGCUCUCUCUCUUCUCAGCCUCCUCCCUCCUGAACCUCCGCCUCCCCUCCCACUCCUCAACGCCGCCCUCAAGUCCCUCUGCGCCUCAUCUCCACCCCUCGCGUUCCGCCUCCUGUCCUCCCUUCGCCGCCUUCAUGCCCCUGAUCGCCUGUCCUUUCUCCCGCUGCUCGGGCCAACCUCCUCGUUGCCGCUUCUCUCAGCCUUCCAUGGCCUCCUCCUCCGCCUCGGCUUCCUCUCCCACCACGCCAUCUCCCUCGCCCUCCUCAGGCCAUAUCGUCUGCCCCACGUACGAAUCCUGUUUGACGAAAUGCCUCAGCAGAGAAAGUGCACCAUCGCCUACAACACACUCAUCACCGCCUAUGUGAAAGCCAAGGAUAUUUUCACUGCACGCCAUCUGUUUGAUGAAAUGCAGCGGUUCAAGCGCUCCAGGAGAAGCAUGGUUUCCUGGAAUGCUAUGAUCUCAGGGUGUACGUGGUGUGGGAGGGAUGACAUGGCAGUACGGUAUUUCCAAGACAUGGUGAGGGAGGGCAAGGUGGCGCCAGAUGAUGGGACCCUUGCCGCGGUGCUGCCUGCUUGUGGGAGGAUAGGGAAUGCUGGUGCCGGGAGGUGGGCGCACGAGUAUGCAUGUAAGAAGGGUAUCUUAGACAUCUCAGUGCAUGUUGCUAACGCGGUGGUGGAUAUGUAUUGCAAGUGUGGCGUUGUGAACAGCGCUAGAGAGGUGUUCGAAGGGAUGCAACAGCGGAGUGUGGUGAGCUGGAACACAAUGAUCUCUGGAUUUUCGUUGAAUGGGCAAGGGAUUAAGGGGAUUGAGCUGUUCCGGCAGAUGGUGAGGUCUGGUGGGGAGCCUAAUUCAGUGACUUUCCUGGGGGUGCUUGGUUGCUGUGCCCAUGCUGGGGCAGUAGAUACUGGGCAGCUGAUCUUCCAGACUAUGCAGUCAGAGCAUGGGAUAGAGGCGGGAAUUGAACAUUAUGGGUGUAUGGUAGAUUUACUUGGAAGGUCCGGCCUUCUCGAAGAGGCACAUGCGCUGAUUCAAGGGAUGCGAAUGAGCCCUAAUUCUGCAAUAUGGGGAUCACUUUUAAGCGCCUGCCGUGCCCAUGCUGGGCUUGGCAUUGCCGAGGUGGCUCUCAAAGAGCUUAUUAGUCUGGAACCUUGGAAUUCAGGGAACUAUAUGCUGUUGGCCAAUCUUUAUGCGGAAACACAACGUUGGGACGAGGCAGGUGAUGUGAGGAAACUGAUGAGGAGGAUGAGUGUGCAAAAGGCACCAGGGCAGAGCCUAAUUGAAGAACCAAGUUCAAGCUGGCAAAUACAUGAUCACAUUGUGACUUAACUCUGGAAAUACACCUACAACGGGGAGGGGGAAACUGCAAAUAGGACAUAUAGUGGGAAGCUCUAAUGCUCUAUGCAUUGCCAAAUCUUAUCAAGAGGUCACAGACUGGUAUUGCAGGUAAUCACUUCAAUUGUCUUCUUGUUUCAUAUAGACUUAUACCCAAUAUGAAAUUCGUUUUUAUGGUCAGUUCAAGAGCAAUUUAGGCACUAGACACCUGAUUUCAUACGAUACAUUUGUGUUAUUCAUGUCCUGCUCUGAAUCAAAUGUCUUACUAAAAAUUGGAGAUCCUACAAUAUUGCUGACAAGAACUUAGAAAUGUGAGUAAGGCUUCUGUCCUGGAGACUGGUUCGCCAAGUUAUUCUAUGUUUGAAAUGGUAUACAUGUAGUUUGCAACUAUCAGCGGUGAUAAUGAUGGGUAGUACCAGUACAUCUAUUUUAAUUUAUAUUCUGAACAUUUUGUAGCAGAAUCAAGUCCUUACUUUGGUAAGGUGAAAUCAUCCUCUUCAUGGGCAUAUUCUGAUUACUUUUACCAAAUGUUAAAUUAAGCCAUGCAUCAAUUGGAAAUUUGAAUGAA
Hordeum vulgare subsp. vulgare (domesticated barley) is the source of this 2197-nucleotide messenger RNA. Its product is annotated as pentatricopeptide repeat-containing protein At1g09190-like. Gene Ontology annotation, molecular function: RNA binding; protein binding. Bases 49 to 1623 code for a protein of 524 amino acids. The record is from RefSeq and is a predicted model, not a curated record. Gene Ontology annotation, biological process: RNA modification. NCBI's taxonomy places the organism in Eukaryota, Viridiplantae, Streptophyta, Magnoliopsida, Poales, Poaceae. The transcript has a single exon.